GCUCGCUAGAGCUGCUGCUGCCGCCGCCGCCGCCGCCUCCGUCGCCGCCGCCGCCGCCGCUGCCGCCGCCACUGCUGCUGCAGCCGGAGCAUCCGGGAGCCGCCGCCGCUGCUGCCACCGCUACCAAGCGCUGCUACCACUACUGCCGCCUCUUCUCCCAGGACUCUGACACCCGAGCGCGAGCGGCGGUGCUGCCAGCUUGCUGCCCCUGUCCCCCACCCCUCCCUUCCGUGACCUACCCACUCCUUGCAGCCCUCGCCUGCACCUUCCCCGACACCCCGGCAUCUCUGCAUCACCUGCCUAAGCAGCCUCCGGGCGGGCUCUGGGACUUGCCGCGAGCUCCGAAAGGAACGCAAGCUCCAAACCGGUGCCGGGCCGAUCGGUUGUCGGGGCUGCACCAGCAGCAGCAGAAGGAGAAGAAACUAUUUAGCCCACCGAAACCCCAUUCUGCGGGUGCUCUGCCACUGCCGCUUCUGCUGCCGGCAACCAGCUUCCGCGCGGGUUCGAACACCGCAGCAGCGGUAUCGUGGGUCCGGCGGGAGCCGGGAGGACGACACCAGCGGAACCCUUGCACUGUGUGGUUCGCCUAACCAGCAUCUCCUUGCCCCCUCGAUCCUUCCCCCAGACCCUUAAAAGAAGGGACCAUGAUUUGGAAACGCAGCGCGGUUCUCCGCUUCUACAGUGUCUGCGGGCUCCUGUUACAAGGUAAGCACAUUAGCCAUUCCUGUGUAAUCAGACUGCAUCAAGCGGCUGCUUCAAAAAGUAAAGUCAAAGGCAGCCAAGGGCAGUUCCCACUAACUCAGAAUGUCACGGUUGUUGAAGGCGGAACUGCAAUUUUGACCUGCAGAGUUGAUCAAAAUGAUAACACCUCCCUCCAGUGGUCGAAUCCAGCUCAGCAGACUCUGUACUUCGAUGACAAGAAAGCUUUAAGGGACAAUCGGAUCGAGCUGGUUCGAGCUUCUUGGCAUGAGUUGAGCAUCAGUGUCAGUGACGUGUCUCUCUCGGAUGAAGGACAGUACACCUGUUCCUUAUUUACAAUGCCUGUCAAAACCUCCAAGGCCUAUCUCACUGUCCUGGGUGUUCCAGAGAAGCCUCAGAUUAGUGGAUUUUCAUCCCCAGUCAUGGAGGGAGACCUGAUGCAGCUGACUUGCAAGACAUCCGGCAGUAAGCCUGCGGCUGAUAUAAGAUGGUUCAAAAAUGACAAAGAGAUCAAAGAUGUGAAGUACUUGAAGGAGGAGGAUGCUAACCGAAAGACCUUCACCGUCAGCAGCACGCUGGAUUUCCGAGUGGACCGUAGCGAUGAUGGAGUGGCGGUCAUCUGCAGAGUAGACCACGAGUCCCUCAAUGCCACCCCUCAGGUAGCCAUGCAGGUGCUAGAAAUACACUAUACACCAUCAGUGAAAAUUAUACCAUCCACUCCUUUUCCACAAGAAGGACAGGCUUUAACAUUGACUUGUGAAUCUAAAGGAAAACCACUGCCAGAACCUGUUUUGUGGACGAAGGAUGGGGCAGAAUUACCAGAUCCUGAUCGAAUGGUUGUGAGUGGUAGGGAACUCAACAUUCUCUUCCUGAACAAAACGGACAAUGGCACUUAUCGAUGCGAAGCCACUAACACCAUUGGCCAAAGCAGCGCAGAGUACGUCCUCAUUGUACACGAUCCCAAUUCUCUGGCUGGUCAGAAUGGCCCUGACCAUGCUCUCAUAGGAGGGAUAGUGGCUGUGGUUGUAUUCGUUACCCUGUGCUCCAUAUUUCUGCUUGGCCGAUAUCUGGCAAGACAUAAAGGAACAUAUCUCACAAACGAAGCUAAAGGAGCCGAAGACGCACCAGAUGCCGACACAGCCAUUAUCAAUGCUGAAGGCAGCCAAGUCAAUGCCGAAGAGAAAAAAGAGUAUUUCAUUUAAAAUUCAGGCUCCAAGUUCUGAGUUUUACCUACCAGGCUGACUGCUGGAGAAAACUGGCAAUCAUCUCUCAAAAAUCAUUCCAACCAUCUUCUCCUACUACUUUUAUUAACACCCAUACUGUACUGCUCUCAGUAGCCAGUGUAUACCAACAAUCAGCAGUUGAAAGCAUCAUUCUUUAAUUACUGUACCAUCCAUAAUGCAGGACAUUUCUUAUUGCCUAAAUUUUACACCAUUGCUCUUUUAACAUACAGUGCUUGAAUAUACAGCCUUAACAAUGUUAAUCAUCUCACUGGAUCAUGAUACUGAGUUGUUUUUAUACAUUGAAGAAAUGUAUGCAGAGCCCCGCCCCCACAUUUGUUUUCCAUUAAGCCACAGACUUUAUCGUUUGCCAUUGGACAGUUAUCACAAGUCCCAGGAUUAGGUGAUGACCUACUAUGUUUAAGCUUAAUCGAAGAUUAGAGGUUUACAAACAGUGUUUUCUACCUGUCUAUCUUCAAAGAUAACAUGUUGUAGAAACAUACUCCCUAGAAAACACAAACUGAAAACCACCGUAGUAUACUUUCUGGAAUGUUUGAGGUUAUACUGGUAACACUGUAUCAAGUUGCUACUUUAAAAUUUAGUGUUUGAUACAGGCGCCAUGUGUAUUGAUUAUACUCAUGACAUGACACCUUAUACUAUUAUAUAGAUCCUACCAUUAGGUUAUUGUAGCUUCAUUUACCAAUAAAUUAUUACAAACAUUUAACUGCUUUGGGAAUCAUAAAGAUUUCAUUCAUUUCUCUAUUUGAUUCUAUAAUUUAUUUGUUCCAUAUGGAUUCACCUGCCUAAACAAAACUGAAGUAGGGCACAAUUUUGAGACAUUUUAGUAUCUGUAUAUAGUGCAUAUAAUAAAUCCAAUUAAACAUUAUUUGAUACAUAUUUAACUUUUUUGGCUGUAGGUUAUUCAGUCAUAAGUACGCAUUUUCUAACGUUCAUUAUAUCCCUUUAGAUAUUACAUAAACUGAUAUUAUAAGUAGAUAACAUGUAUUAGUAUUUUUGUCUGUAUGUCCUAGCACUGUCAACAACAAAUUUUUGUAGUUCUUGUUAAUUUUAUUUGUUAUACAAUGGAAGCACAAUGUUACAAGGAAAGGUAAUUUUAAGCUAAACAACCAGUGCGCAGCCUCAGGUUUUAAAUCACAACCACAGUUGAAUAAUAACCUAAAAACCAACUCUUAGUUUGAUUUAAUUAAAAAAAACUUUACACAUUUUCAUUUGGCAGGUUUCAGAGCUGCUUAACUACAUUGAUUUGCCAAAAAGGAAGUGUUUAUGAUAUUUUUUCUGCAUAAAUGAGCUAAUUCUUUGUAUUAAAUUCCUGUCUAUGCAUUCUAUGAGGUACAAACUUAUGAAACAGAGAGUGAUAGAGAACCCAGGCCAUGCUCCUAACUCCAAGGUGAAAGUCUCUUUUUCUGGAUUAUUUUAAAUUUUUGGUACAUUGAACUAUUAUAAAAUUCUGUAAUCUUAAAUAUAUCACAAAGCCAAUACAAAGUCUUCUUUCUUUGGAUGAAAUAUAACAUUGGUAGAAUAGUUUUUAUUACAUUUAUUGGAAGUUAAUGAACAAAGAUCCAGUUAGAUGAAAAAAAUUAUUUUCCCACUUAUAAGCAUUGCACCUUUAAGAAGAAAACAAAAAUUACGAUAUGGUAGCUGUACUUGUGAUGUCUAACAGCCUGGUGGAGUUUUAAAAAUACCUUGGAACUUAUUUGGGGGCGGGGAGCAAGAAUGAUUUAAUACACUAUCCUAUGUUAAUAACAAAUGAAAGGCAAAGGGUGCUGUAUAUUAGAUUAUUUAUCAGAAAAGUAUCAAACAUUUAAGGACAAUGUUAGAAUUUUUAAGUUUCUUUUUUUAAUUGUAUAGCAUUUAUCUUGUUGAUUUCUUACAAAAGAAAAAGGACGAUGUCCGUCAAGCAGCACUUUUUCAAAAUAUACAGAGCAUAAAUAAUAUGAUGUGGUUGAGUGUUAACAUAAUAAAUCAUAUACAGUAUGACAUUUUAAGGAAAUAA
Messenger RNA from Rattus rattus (black rat), 3933 nucleotides. RefSeq names its product cell adhesion molecule 2 (gene Cadm2). Lineage: Eukaryota; Metazoa; Chordata; Mammalia; Rodentia; Muridae. Bases 645 to 1901 code for a protein of 418 amino acids. The transcript has 11 exons. The record is from RefSeq and is a predicted model, not a curated record.